AAAGGGAGUGUUGUUUCUGCUACAUAGGAAAUGGCCAUCAGGCAAGUCCAAAACAAAUAUAAAGAGUGGCAGAGAAGCAGUACAGUAGUCGAAGAGGACAUCUGGACUUAGUGGAGAUCCUCCUUGAAGCUGGUGAAACUCAGUUUAAUCAUUGUAGAGUGAGAGAUCAUGGCCUUCCUGCUGAUUUUUAUCACCCUGCUACAUGUGUUCAUUCUUGGAAUUCUAUUCAUUGCCACCCUUGGAGAGUCCUGGUGGGUGUGGAAUAGUACUGAAAGAUCAGACCUCUGGUACAAUUGCAGAUUAGACAAUGGAACCCAGACGUGGCUUUGUAUGUCAUCAAAAGAGACAGAGUGGCUCCAAGCUAUCCAGGUUCUGAUGGUUGUGUCUGCGGUCUUCUGCUGCAUCUCAUUCCUAGUUUUUCUAGGUCAGCUUUUUAUCCUGUCAAAAGGAGGCCUCUUUUACCUUACAGGAGUCUGUCAAGCAUUUGCAGGUCUUACAACCUUCAGUGCAGUACUCAUCUACACGUUACACAACAAAGAAAUCCUUCAGAGCUCUAAAAAGUUGAGCUCAGGACACUAUGGUCACUGCUUUAUUUUGGCAUGGGUGUGUGUGCCUUUGCUAAUGUGGAGUGGAAUCAUGUACAUUUAUUUGCGCAAACGGGAGUAGCAUCAUGGUUUCCUCCUGAUCGUGUUCAAUAUAAAACAGUCACAGUAUGAUGUCUAUAUAAUUUGUCUAUAUUACUUUUAUAUUGUAACAAACAUACAUGCUUUAUUUUGCAGAAUAUUAUGCUGUAGGAAGAUGUCUAAACUAUACACAUUAUACCUAUACAAGGAUAAAGUGUAUAUACCUGUAUGCACACACAAAAGUAUUUUUUUUAAUAAAGCCUGAUUAAAACACA
Molecule: messenger RNA, 898 nt
Organism: Silurus meridionalis
Lineage: Eukaryota; Metazoa; Chordata; Actinopteri; Siluriformes; Siluridae
Gene: emp3b
Product: epithelial membrane protein 3b
Exons: 5
Coding region: 169-666 (165 amino acids)
Cellular component (GO): plasma membrane
Source: RefSeq, a predicted model, not a curated record